Molecule: messenger RNA, 1662 nt
Organism: Cantharellus anzutake
Lineage: Eukaryota; Fungi; Basidiomycota; Agaricomycetes; Cantharellales; Hydnaceae
Exons: 7
Coding region: 1-1662 (553 amino acids)
Source: RefSeq, a predicted model, not a curated record
AUGCCACGUCCAGCACCACUAACUGCUACAAGCGCUUACAAACUCCCCAACUACCUGGUGGAACAACAAGAGCUGACACCACGAACAUCACGAUUGCGAUUUAGUUUAGAGUAUGGCAGCCAUGAUGAAAUGGGCCUGCUUCCUGGCCCUCUACAACUGCAACCCUUGCUUCAAUCCUCUUCUGCUUUUGAAUUUAGGAAGAAAGAAACCCUUGAUUUUGUCGAUGACUCUGACGAACUAGAGCAACCGUCAAAACGAGGUCUGCUGCUUCUGAAAUACCUACCACUCGGAUUAUGCACGGUGCUCGCCUUUGUUCUCCUCGUUUCUGCCCUCGUUUCCUAUGAGAGACCGGGCGUUCUCGACUACUAUCUAUCCCUCAACCUCACUUCGAACUCAACUAAGAUCGGCAAUCUCAUUAUUGACUAUUCUAAUCGGACUUCGUUCCCACUGAAGCCUUUGGAAUACGCAGAAGAGUGUUGGAAGCACUUUAGAACAGCUCCACCGUAUCACGGAGAUUACUGGUCAAUACCAGCCAAUGGUUUUGCAGACGCCCUGCAUCCACCUCCCAAAUCCAAUUCGAAUCAAUGCAACUCGACUAUAACAUACCUCUUAGAUGGAGAGACUGUGGGAUUGACCGCGGAGCUGGCGAUCAUGGCACAGGCCGCAGCGUUUGCACGAGAGCGAGGCUCCACCUUCUUGGUUAUCGAUCGACACUGGAACCGUGGAAGGUGGGAUGGUUACUUUGAGCCCGUAGAGAAUGGUCAGCCAGGGCCAGAACCAGGGUGUCAUCCCCCACCGCCGGAAGAACUCGUGGCAUGCCCCAGGCUCGCGAGGCAUUGGGUGAUAACAUACCAAACUGCCAAAUUUCACCUUGGCCAUACUUUCUCGGAAGCAUACGAAGAUGCCCAUGCCCGUGGAAUAAAUCGUCAACGGCCCAUCUAUGAACGCUCACGCCGCUCUUUUCUUGGAGCCAUCCGUCCAAACAAACAUAUCCGAUCACUUAUCGCCAUUGCGCGAGCCGAGCUGUCUGGAUUGAAUCCAACGAGCGGUUCAUCCUACGUUGCGGUGCACAUUCGGAGAGGUGAUUCAGGUUCGCAAGCGUGGUCAUACCACGGAAAGCAGGUCCCCAUUUCGGAAUACGUCCAAACUGUUCAAACCCUUCAACAAAACAACAGUAGCCCAUUUCCCAUAUACAUCGGAUCUGAUUCAUCCUCGGCCAUCGAGAGCCUCACCAAAGCCCUAGAGACAAAACAAUUCGUCACCCUUAGAACUAGCUCAAAUCCAACAUUACGUUCCUUAGCUUACCCAUCGUCGCAACCCAAUGGGUAUCUACAGAGUGAUUGGACAUCAAGUGGCGUUGCAUUUCAAAAGUGGAGCACCAACGAAAGGAGACGGUACAUGGAAGGGAUGUUGGUCGACCUGGCUCUCCUUUCUGGGCUCUGGAAUGACGAUAUUGGUGAUCACGAUUCCGGCACCCUGAAGCUGACGAGACUGAGCAAGGUCAUAUGUACAAUAAUGUCCACUAUCUGUCGCGUAAUGGCAUUGGGAUUGGGGUUCGACCACGCAUUUGGUGAUGAGAAAGGGCUCGAUUGGGUUGAGAUCGAUUCAAAAGGGGGAGUUGAGCCUGUUUGGGAAGCAUUUGCGUUAUCAUUUGCUCGCUAA